UGACUGUGGAGGGGGAUCCACAAUUUUCAGGGCGUAAAUCUUGCUGUUUCUGAGCUUUCUUGGGCUAAAUGUUGGUGCUUUGGUUUUAUAUGGGAGCUGAAUCUUUAUGUUUUGGAGGAGGUUUUGCUGACUUGUGAUGUUUGGGGAGUUUUUCAUCUGUGUCUUGAACUUUGUGGUGUGUUUGGGCUGAAUCUUGGUGUCUUGGUGGUUCUUAGGGACACAAGAUUCCCAAUGACUUCCUGAGAUGAACUUGGGCAAGGUGGAACCUGCAUUCCAAGGUGCUCUCUUCUUGUUUUUUCCCCAAACCAGGAUUUGUCAUUCCCAGGGCGUGGCUGGAUGGAGGAGGAGGAAAAGCCCCGGAGAUGCUGCAGGAGGGGGAGCUGCAAACCCAGCCCAUGGAGCUGCGGGGAGGAAAGAGCCCCCCUGAGCCAGGAAGGCAGGUGGAGAUCCAGGCGGAGCUCGGAGCUGGUGGAGAAGCCUCAUGGCAGGGAGAAGCCCCACAAGUGUUUGGAAUGUGGAAAGGGUUUCAGCUGGAGCUACCAACUGAUCCAGCACCAGAGGAUCCACACUGGGGAGAGGCCCUACGAGUGUGGGGAGUGUGGGAAGAGGUUUCGGAGCAGCUCCAAUCUCCUCCUCCAUGAGCGGAGUCACACAGAGGAGAGGCCCUUCCGCUGCCCCGACUGCGGGAAGGGCUUCAAGCACAACUCCAGCCUCAUCAGGCACCAGCACAUCCACACCGGGGAGAGGCCCUACAAGUGUGGGAAGUGUGGGAAGAGCUUCAUACGCAUGUCUGGCCUGAUCCAGCACCACGUUAUCCACACUGGGGAACAGCCCUACGAGUGCUUGGAAUGUGGGAAGAGCUUUGGGUGGAGCUCUGCCUUGAGAAGACACCAGCGCAUCCACACUGGGGAGAGGCCCUACGAGUGUGGGGAGUGUGGGAAGAGGUUUCAGACCAGCUCUGAUGUCCUCAAGCAUGAACGGAUUCACACAGAGGAGAGGCCCUACCGCUGCCCUGACUGCGGGAAGGGCUUCAAGCAAAACUCCAACCUCACCGUGCACCGGCGCAUCCACACCGGGGAGAGGCCGUACGAGUGUGGGAAGUGUGGGAAGAGCUUCACACAGAGAUCAACCUUGACCAAACACCAACGGAGGCACCACUAAGGGAAGCCCUGUGAGUGCCCUGAGUGAGGAAAGAGCUUUGAGUGAGG
Messenger RNA from Lonchura striata (white-rumped munia), 1208 nucleotides. The record is from RefSeq and is a predicted model, not a curated record. NCBI's taxonomy places the organism in Eukaryota, Metazoa, Chordata, Aves, Passeriformes, Estrildidae.